CGACAAACCAAAAUAAUAGAUAUCAGGACGACAAAGACCGAUCGAAGGAAACUUGAAAAAGAAAGAAAGGAGAUCAUCUAGCGUCAUGUUCAGGAACAACUACGAUUCAGAUAAUACGGUAUUUUCUCCUCAGGGUCGAUUGCAUCAAGUAGAAUAUGCGCUCGAGGCUGUCAAGCAAGGUUCGGCUUCGGUCGGACUGAGGAACAACACUCACGUCUUACUUCUUGCUCUCAAAAGAUCGACCGGUGAAUUGGCUUCGUAUCAGAAGAAGUUGAUCCGAAUCGACGAUCAUAUCGGGAUCGCCAUUGCCGGAUUGACCAGCGAUGCUAGAGUAUUAUCUAACUUUAUGAGACAACAAUCGAUGACGUCUAGGUUAUUACACAACCGACCCUUGCCACUAUCUCGAUCGGUGAUGGCAAUUGCUGAUAAGGCUCAAGUUAAUACGCAGGAGUAUGGACGCAGACCUUACGGCGUUGGAUUUUUGAUUGGAGGACAUGAUGAAACGGGUCCUCAUCUUUACGAAUUCAGCCCCUCUGGAAACUGUCUAGAGUAUUUUGCGAUGUCGAUUGGAGCUCGAUCACAAUCAGCAAAGACUUAUUUAGAAAAACAUUUUGAGAAGUUUUUGGAUUGUGGCCUCGAUGAGUUGAUCAAACACGGCUUACAUGCACUCCGAGACACGCUGCAACAAGACAAAGAGUUGACGACCUUGAACACCUCAUUAGGCAUUGUUGGGCCUGACCACAAGUUUGAAAUCAUCGAAGGCGAUGCUCUGGCUCCCUAUUUGGCUCAAAUGGACCCGAAGGACGAUGGCACUGCUCAGCCUGCUCCCAUGGAAACUGAUCCUUGAACACGCAUCUUCCUCGUAUUCAAGCUUAACUCAACAAAAAAACAACGCCAGUUGGAGAUCACUUCUUAAUGGAUUACCCCACUCUUACUACUCCAUGUCUUUCUUUUUGAUUAUUAUCAUUGGUCUUGUUGUUACUAUCUCUCAUACACUGAUUUCUUCAUUUUUUUAAUCCUAAACCCCCAAGAAAACUGUCCAAAUUCAGAGCCCUGUUUUGAUCUCAUCUUUCAGGUGGACACAUGGCUAUUUUUUGGGGGGCAAAAAACAACAAACACGGAGGAGUUAGGUGGAGUGGAAAGAGGACUGGUGAUGCCCAGUUGCAGGGAUAUAUACACUGGUGCAUUUUAACCAUCAAUCUUACGUAUUUGGUUGA
Messenger RNA from Puccinia graminis f. sp. tritici CRL 75-36-700-3, 1217 nucleotides. Its product is annotated as 20S proteasome subunit alpha 6. The coding region runs from base 86 to 847 and encodes 253 amino acids. Gene Ontology annotation, cellular component: nucleus; proteasome core complex, alpha-subunit complex; proteasome core complex. NCBI's taxonomy places the organism in Eukaryota, Fungi, Basidiomycota, Pucciniomycetes, Pucciniales, Pucciniaceae. Gene Ontology annotation, biological process: ubiquitin-dependent protein catabolic process. The transcript is spliced from 8 exons. The record is from RefSeq and is a predicted model, not a curated record.